Molecule: messenger RNA, 1785 nt
Organism: Colletotrichum godetiae
Lineage: Eukaryota; Fungi; Ascomycota; Sordariomycetes; Glomerellales; Glomerellaceae
Product: heterokaryon incompatibility protein-domain-containing protein
Exons: 2
Coding region: 1-1785 (594 amino acids)
Source: RefSeq, a predicted model, not a curated record
AUGGCCCCAUUCUCGCCGUUGAGGGAUGCCAAUUUCGAAGGAUCUGGGCCACAGGAGUUCACCUGGGCUCUCCGAUGCAUCCACCUAGUCGCAGGCCGCGGAUCCCAGCCGAUCGGCUGCAGGCUGCAUUCAUCGACAUUGGGGCAAAGCCAACGCAAGUAUGAGGCGUUGUCAUAUGCGUGGGGCGAUCCAACGAAAGAUGUCGAGAUUUCGCUGGAGGGACAGCCCUUCAUGAUCACCAAGAAUCUAGAGACGGCAUUGCGUCGUCUACGGUUGCCGAAUGAAAACCGUACGUUGUGGAUCGAUGCAAUCUGCAUCAAUCAACACGAUCGUGCCGAGGUUAAUCUCCAGGUCAAGAGGAUGUGGUCGGUGUACAGAUACGCGUCGAAAGUCAUUGUCUUUCUUGGAGAGGGGACAGCCGAUACCAAACACGCUGUCGAGCUGAUAAAUAUCUUGUCAAAGGGGGGAAUAGGGCUUAGCCAUCGACGCGUUACGUCUUUACUCUUCACCAAGAAUGCUCAGCCUGCAAAGCAAGCUUUACGAAGCUUGAUGAGCGGUGCAUGGUGGAGCAGAGCCUGGGUCAUUCAAGAAUUCUCAGUUGCGGCGGAGGUUGCCUUCGUCUGUGGUGACCUUGAGUGGUCCGGUGAAUCCUUUUCCGAAGCAUUGAGGACGCUCGUAGACGUCAGAUUCAACGCAGCCCUGCCGCGCGGUCAGGGAUACUUCAUGAGAGAGAUCGCUUCGACACCAAUAAGUCAUCUGAUGACAGCCCGCAGAGACUACCAAGACAGCCAUUCGAAAAAUUCCAAAGGCGCCCCCACAAGAGACCCGCUCAGUCUUCUCUACAGGUUUCGGAGCUUCAAAGCUUCAGACCCCAGAGACAAAGUAUACAGCUUAUUCCAUCUAAUCGGAGAGAUCUCGCUCCUACAACCAAACUACAGCCACCCGGUCAGAGAUCUCUACAUAGAUGUAGUCAAAGCUUCCAUCACUUCAUCGGAAACUCUCGAGAUUCUCUGUCAUCAUAACAGGACAGAAAACUGCAUGCUUGGCUUGCCAACCUGGUGCCCUGACUGGACCGUGCAACGAGGCCAGAGAAUUCUCCUGUGGCAGAACGAUUACGCAGCUGGGGGCGAUGGGAGCAAAACUUCGGCAAGGUUUGAAGGAGAUGAACUGCAACUGGACGGCAAGGUCAUGGAUAGAAUUGAGUGGGCGGUGCCGUUCGAGCCGAAGAUGUUCAGGAAACCCGGUUUGGUCUUUGACCAGAUCAUGACACUCCAAGCUCGGGUGUUAGAACGGGCGCCUGAAUUUCCCAAAGAGAGGAAGACAACUGCAUCGUUGGCCGAAAAAUUCAGAAGAACUUUGGUGGGAUCUCGCAUCAGGGUAAGAGGGCCGCGUCACGAGGCGACGGUUCUCGGCCAACAUGAAGCUGACAAAUUCUGGGAUGCUUGGUACAGUUCGAUGAUCGACCAAGGGUCAUCGGGACUGCAUGGGACUGCUAAGACCUAUAAUGAUGCUCUAUAUAGCGCACUAGCUGGAAGAGUCUUCUUCAUUUCCGAGAAGGGCUGCAUGGGGCUGGCUGACAACCCGGCACAGGCCGGCGACGUGCUCGGUAUCUUCGCCGGUAGCCGCGUCCUCUUCUGUCUAAGAGAACAGUCGACAAAAAGUCCAAAGACCACGGGAAAUUCGAGACGCAAGUUCAAUCUAGUUGGUGAAUGCUACUUGCAUGACUUCAUGCAAGGCGAAGGCAUUCCCUCUGGAGAGAUUCUGUCACCAAUCUAUCUGACAUAG